AUGGAAGGCCUGUAUGAUGAGGAAGAGUGGGAUGAAGAUGAAGCAACACAGUACAUGAUUGAACAGAGUCUGCUGGAAUAUGGCAAGUGCAGAAAUGAAACAUCUAGUGAGCCUACGCUAGAAUACGUUGACCAUGAAGAAAUUUUUACAGCCAUAUGUGCAGGAAAUGAGGAUGCCUUGCAGAUACUUGUGCAGCACAAGGCAGCCAUGUCCAUGGCAGACAAUAGGGGAUGGAUUCCUCUGCAUCAGGCAGCAGUACAGCAAAAAAGGAGCAUUUUGGAGAUCACUUUUUCAGCAUCUCCUCAGGGGUCGAGUGAAUCCCGCACACUGAAAGGAGAGACUCCUCUGUUUCUUGCCGUUGUGAAUGGUCUCAGAGAGAAUGCUACAUUCCUGCUCCAGAAUGGCUGCAGCCCUGACUGUCAGAAUGAUGACGAGGACUCUGCGUUAGUCGGGGCCAUAAAAAAUAAUCACUACGACUUGGCCUCUCUUCUUCUACGUUAUAAUGCUACAGUGGACCAGAAAGGCAGCCUCCAGAGAACUGCUCUACAUGAAGCGUCUCUGUUGGGCCUAGAGGAUUAUGUGUACCAGCUUCUCCAGGCUGGUGCCAACCCAGAUGCCUGUGAUUCCAAUGAACAUACACCUUUAGGACUCGCUGCACAAGCUGGGCGUUUGAACGUUGUGGAAAUCCUAUUACAGAAAGGAGCCAGCAUAUGGCCAAAGUUUCACUCUGUAGAGUCUGUAUCAGUGCUGUUUGAGGCAGCAGCAUCUGGAAACCCUGAUAUAAUCUCACUGUUGUUGGAGUACGGCGCUGACCCCAACACUCCCACACACACGGGCCAUCUGCCCAUUCACCGUGCUGCUUAUCAAGGCCAUCUGUUAGCAUCGGAACAGCUGAUCCCAGUGACCAAAAAAGAGGCCAUUAAGGAGAGUGGCAUGAGCCCAUUACAUUCAGCCGCUGCAGGUGGACAUUCUCAAUGUCUUGAGCUGCUCUUGAAUGCUGGAUUUGACCCCAACUUCAUGCUCCAUCCGAGGGUGCGCAGGAACUACGAAGAUGAGCGCAAAUCAGCACUUUAUUUUGCUGUGUCAAAUAAUGACGUGCAGUCAGCGAGGUUACUCCUGAAGGCUGGUGCUAUGCCAAACCAGGACCCUGUCAACUGUCUGCAAGUGGCCAUGCGUCUAGGCAACUAUGAACUGAUCAACACAUUGCUGCGCUAUGGAGCAAAUGUAAACUACUACUCGCGUGUAAAUACCACACACUUCCCCUCAGCCCUACAAUAUGCAUUAAAGGAUGACGUGAUGCUCCGGAUGCUGCUAAACCAUGGCUAUGAUGUACAGCGCUGUUUUGACUGUCCCUAUGGCCAGGGAUCUCAUGUUCCUGUGGACUACGAGGGCUGGAGCACUUCUGUGAUAAGAGAUGUAGUGUUCUGUGAAGUGAUAACAGUGUCCUGGCUCAAGCAGUUUGCAGGCCAGGUGGUAAGAAUCUUGCUGGAUUAUGUUGACCAUGUCACCUUCUGCUCCAAACUGAAGAACGUCCUGGCAGAACAGAAGCAGUGGUCAGAAAUAUGCAAGAUUCAAGAAAACACUCGAAGCCUGAAGCAUUUGUGUCGUCUUAAGAUCCGUGAGUGCCUUGGUCGUCUGCGCCUUCGGGCUCCAGUUUUUAUCAGCUUUUUACCUCUGCCAAACACUCUGAAGGACUAUAUCCGGUUCAAAGAGUAUGAUAUUUACAGCAAAGGAACUAUGGAAGAGCUUGAAUAA
Messenger RNA from Neoarius graeffei (lesser salmon catfish), 1755 nucleotides. It is a transcript of the gene asb14b, whose product is annotated as ankyrin repeat and SOCS box containing 14b. Bases 1 to 1755 code for a protein of 584 amino acids. NCBI's taxonomy places the organism in Eukaryota, Metazoa, Chordata, Actinopteri, Siluriformes, Ariidae. The record is from RefSeq and is a predicted model, not a curated record. The transcript has 9 exons. Gene Ontology annotation, biological process: intracellular signal transduction. Gene Ontology annotation, cellular component: cytoplasm. Gene Ontology annotation, molecular function: protein binding.